This is a messenger RNA of Eruca vesicaria subsp. sativa (arugula), 462 nucleotides long. The record is from the annotation of a GenBank genome assembly. NCBI's taxonomy places the organism in Eukaryota, Viridiplantae, Streptophyta, Magnoliopsida, Brassicales, Brassicaceae.
AUGAGAACACGCACAGUUGGUGGACUCCAAUCACUGGAGGUGCAAAUAUCCCUGCACUUAAUAAUCCUUCUUGCAUCUUUUGGAAUUGCAUUUGGAGACAAGAUUCUGAAUGGGGAUUUCAGUAUUGACGGUGAGCAGAGUCGAUACGCUUCUGGAACGAACAUAGCUAGGUUUCCUGCUGGUGGGUUUUUGCACAGUUUUCCUUUACUAGACAGCUCUGAGAGUGGCGCUACACAGAAUCUACAACAAACUGGGUCCUCGAAGGUACAUAGGAUGCUAAAGUUGCAGGAGGCAGUGGACAGGCUGAAAGGAAGAUGUUCAAACCCGCUUGUGGAUCAGACCAAAGCAGCAGCUGUGAGCAUUGAGUGGGAAACAUUCGGAAACGGUGUUGGAAGCUUGAACCCUCCUCCUCCAGCUUCUCCUUCUGCUAAUGUAACUCAAGAUUGGGAGAAAUUUGACUGA